AUGGUUACACCAACGGUAAUGGGAAUGGUAAUGGAUACACCAAUGGCAACGGCUACAGAUACACCAACGGUAAUGGAAAUGGGAAUGGAUAUACUAAUGGCAACGGAUACACCAACGGGAAUGUGUAACGGUAAUGGAAACGGGAAUAGGUACAGCAAUGGUAAUGGUAAAAGAAACGGCAACGGUAAUGGAAAUGGGUUUACCAACGGAAAUGGGUAUAAGAAUGGUAACGGAAAUGGAUACAGCAAUGGAAAUAGAUAUGCUAACGGCAAUGGUAAUGGGAACGGCUACACCAACGGAAAUGGUUUUUUAUGGAAACGGAGGAGUUGGACCAGCCGACAUUCACCGGCGCCUGGGGAACGUUACGGCGCCGAGGCAGUUGAUGUCAGCGCAGUCAGGAGAUGGCUUCGUCGAUUCCGGAGUGGCGACGGAGAUUGGCUGAAUGGCGUGAAUGGCAAUGGAUAUACUAAUGGCGUGAAUGGCAACGGAGUUUACAGAAACGGGAACGGGAAUGGUGCAUAUACAAAUGGUAAUAGUGUAAAUGGGAAUGGCAAUGGUGCAUUUUCAAAUGGAAAUGGAGCUUAUGGAAAUGGUAACGGUGCAUAUUCUAAUGGGAAUGGUGGCAACGGUGUCUACACCAAUGGAAACGGUAAUGGAGGCUACGGAAAUGGCAAUGGAGUGACCGUGUACGCCAAUGGCGUUGUGGAUCCCUUCCGAGCUCUGGCCGAUGCCAUUGGCGGCGGAGGCGUCCCAGGUGUGGACUACCCCAUCCUGGCCUUCGUCCCCGCCACCGGCUUCUCCUGCAACGGCCAACUGCCUGGAUAUUACGCCGACACUGCUCCCGAGGCCGGCUGCCAGGUGUUCCACAUCUGUCAGGCAGGAGGCAGGAUCGACUCGUUCCUUUGUCCCAACGGCACAGUGUUUAAUCAGCAAUACUUCGUGUGCGAUUGGUGGUACAACUUUGACUGUUCCACGGCUGAACAGUUCUACGGAUUGAAUGCUGAGCUUGGAAAUAUCAACGGAAAUGGGUACACUAUGGCAACGGUUACUUCAACGGUAAUGGAAAUGGUUACAGUAAUGGCAAUGGUACGGAAAUGAUAUACCAACGGU
This is a messenger RNA of Penaeus vannamei (Pacific white shrimp), 1110 nucleotides long. The record is from RefSeq and is a predicted model, not a curated record. Lineage: Eukaryota; Metazoa; Arthropoda; Malacostraca; Decapoda; Penaeidae.